Molecule: messenger RNA, 1461 nt
Organism: Aspergillus terreus NIH2624
Lineage: Eukaryota; Fungi; Ascomycota; Eurotiomycetes; Eurotiales; Aspergillaceae
Product: M20 family metallo-hydrolase
Exons: 4
Coding region: 1-1461 (486 amino acids)
Molecular function (GO): hydrolase activity, acting on carbon-nitrogen (but not peptide) bonds, in linear amidines
Source: RefSeq, a predicted model, not a curated record
AUGGCUUCAGCUAUUUACUCCCGACUUCAACCUACCGCAGCGGCGAGACUGUCCUUCCGGACCCCCAAACUCAUAAGCAAAAGAUCUACUCGCAUACAACCCUUUCGCAGCUUCUCCAGAUCCCUACAGCCAGCAAUGUUGACGACGGAACUCUCCGACGCUCAGGUCUCGGCCCUGAGAGCCAACAAAGACCGUCUCGCAAAAGACCUUCAUGAAAGUUGUCAAUGGGGAUAUGGUAUCCGCUGGGGAGAGGGACCGACAGACACGGGCAUGCAGCGUCUGGCACUAUCGGAGGAGGACAAGAAAGUACGCGACUGGUUUAUUGAAACUACGAAAGCAUUGAAGUGCAACAUCACAGUUGACGAGAUGGGUAACAUCUUUGCGGUACGGCCUGGGCGAAGAAAGGAUGUCCCGCCGACCUUCAUCGGCAGCCAUCUGGACACACAGCCUACGGGCGGUCGUUACGACGGCAUCCUCGGGGUCCUCUCCGGUAUCGAGGCUUUGAAGGUCAUUGAUGAGAUGGGCAUCGAAACUGAAGGAGGCGUUGGAGUCGUGAACUGGACGAACGAGGAGGGCGCCCGUUUCCCCAUCAGUAUGAUCUCUUCCGGAGUAUGGGCCGAAUGCAUCCCGCUGGAGAAGGCGCAUGCGCUCAAAGAGGUCCCCGACUGUCGCGUCUCUCCCCACAGCAUCCUCUGCCCCCGAGUCCAUGAAUGCUCUUACCAGGAAACGCCCAUGGCGGCGCACUUUGAGUUGCAUAUUGAACAGGGUCCGCAUUUGGUCUCUGCCGGCCAACGUGUCGGUGUCGUCACUGCCGUUCAAGCCUACCGCUGGUACCGCCUCAACAUCAUCGGUAGAGAUACUCACACAGGCACUACGGCAUUCCAGCACCGUGCAGAUGCUCUAUAUGCGUUCGCACGCAUGAUGGUACACGCACGCGAAGUCGCCGCCUCCCAUGGCUGUCUGGCUAGUGUGGGAAUUGUCGAGGCGAAGCCUGGUAGUGUGAAUACUGUGCCAGGCCUUGUCAGCUUCUCGCUCGACAUUCGGGGGCCCGAAACCGAGCUGGUCGGAAUUGUGGAGGCUGAACUGAGAAAGGAUUUCGACGCCAUUGCGGCCGACGAGGGCAAGGGUAUCGGCAAGCCCUGUCGUGUGGAGUGGAUUCUGGACUUCGACUCGCCCGCGGUGAAGUUCCACCCUGACUGCAUUGACUGUGUGCAGCAGUCGGCUGAGGCGGUUGUUGCAGACUCCCCUGACCCGAAGUCGCUGGUGCGUACGAUCAUGAGUGGUGCUGGCCAUGACAGUGUCUUCACCUCCAAGCGAGUGCCUACCAGCAUGAUCUUCGUGCCUUGUAAAGAUGGGCUGAGCCACCAUCCCGAAGAAUACUGCACUGCCGAGGACUGUGCCACGGGUACAUCCGUUAUCCUCCAAGCGGUCAUCCGCUAUGACCGGAAGCGGUUCUCUUGA